This is a messenger RNA of Saccharomyces cerevisiae S288C, 423 nucleotides long. RefSeq names its product ribonuclease P/MRP protein subunit POP7 (gene POP7). Gene Ontology annotation, biological process: tRNA 5'-leader removal; RNA processing. Gene Ontology annotation, molecular function: nucleic acid binding; ribonuclease P activity. Gene Ontology annotation, cellular component: nucleus; ribonuclease MRP complex; nucleolar ribonuclease P complex. Bases 1 to 423 code for a protein of 140 amino acids. NCBI's taxonomy places the organism in Eukaryota, Fungi, Ascomycota, Saccharomycetes, Saccharomycetales, Saccharomycetaceae. The transcript has a single exon. The record is from RefSeq and is marked reviewed.
AUGGCACUCAAAAAGAAUACACACAACAAAUCUACCAAACGAGUAACGAAACACCCAUCUUUGAAAACUCUAACGCAUAAGCAAAUACACACAACAAUUUUCGUUAAGUCUACAACACCAUACGUUAGUGCACUGAAAAGAAUAAAUAAGUUUCUCGAUAGCGUUCAUAAGCAAGGAUCAUCCUAUGUUGCGGUUUUGGGUAUGGGUAAAGCUGUAGAAAAGACACUGGCAUUAGGUUGUCAUUUUCAAGAUCAGAAGAACAAGAAAAUAGAGGUUUACACUAAAACUAUAGAAGUUCUUGAUGAAGUAAUAACUGAAGGCCAAGCUGAUAUCGACAUGGAAAGUGAUGUUGAAGAUGACGAUAAAGAAACCCAACUAAAGAAAAGGGCUGUAAGCGGUGUAGAAUUGCGUAUUUAUGUUUAA